ACUGGAGUGUCCGGAGGAAACCCAUGCAGACACGAGGAGAACGUGCAAACUCCAUAAAGAAAGGGUGGGAAGCGAUCCCACGACCUUCUUGCUUGCUGUGAGGCAUUGGCGCUAACCAAUAAGUCACUGUGCCGCCUGUCAUACACAGGUGCUGUGCAGAUUUGUCAACUGUGAUUGAGGCCUGAUUGGACCAAGAGAGAAUUCCACUAUUCCCUCCCCCGACCUCCUGUUCCUGACCCCUCUGAAGUAUAUCUCUCGCCAUGAAUGAAGUUAAUAUAGUCAGAGAGGGCUGGCUUCACAAAAGAGGUGAAUAUAUCAAGACAUGGAGGCCCAGGUAUUUCAUUCUCAAGAGUGACGGUACCUUCAUCGGCUACAAGGAGAAGCCAGAUCUUAGUGACCCAAGUUCACCACCUCUCAACAACUUCUCCGUGGCAGAAUGCCAGUUAAUGAAGACUGAGAGACCACGACCUAAUACGUUUGUAAUCCGCUGCCUUCAGUGGACCACAGUCAUUGAGCGAACCUUUAAUGUGGACACCAAUGAGGAGAGAGAGGAGUGGAUGCGUGCGAUUCAGUCUGUGGCAAACAAUCUGAAGAUGCGUGAACAGGAAGAAGAAGAACCAAUGGAUGUGUUUGGCUCACCCAGUGAAAGCAGCCUAGAAGAGAUGGAAGUGGCGAUAUCUAAGAGUCGCACCAAAGUGACUAUGAGCGACUUUGAGUAUCUAAAGCUGCUUGGCAAGGGCACAUUUGGGAAGGUGAUCCUGGUCAAAGAAAAGUCCACCGGGGUACAUUAUGCAAUGAAAAUACUGCGCAAAGAGGUCAUCAUUGCCAAGGAUGAGGUGGCUCACACAGUUACAGAAAGCCGAGUGCUACAGAACACGAGACAUCCCUUCCUCACGACCCUGAAAUACGCUUUCCAAACCCACGAUCGGCUGUGUUUUGUGAUGGAGUACGCCAACGGUGGUGAGCUAUUCUUCCACCUGUCAAGGGAAAGAGUGUUCACAGAAGACCGGGCACGCUUCUAUGGGGCUGAGAUUGUUUCAGCACUUGAGUAUCUCCAUUCACGUGACGUUGUUUACCGUGAUCUAAAGCUGGAAAAUCUGAUGCUGGACAAGGAUGGCCACAUUAAAAUCACAGAUUUUGGUUUGUGUAAGGAGGGCAUCACUCCUGAUGCCACCAUGAAAACCUUCUGUGGAACACCUGAGUACCUGGCACCUGAGGUCCUAGAAGAUAAUGACUAUGGGCGGUCUGUGGACUGGUGGGGUCUGGGUGUGGUCAUGUAUGAGAUGAUGUGUGGCCGCCUGCCUUUCUACAACCAGGACCAUGAGCGUUUAUUUGAGCUCAUCCUCAUGGAGGAGAUCCGCUUCCCCAGGAACCUGUCGCCAGAAGCCAAAUCCCUGCUGGCUGGCUUGCUCAAGAAGGAUCCCAAACAGAGGUUAGGUGGAGGUCCUAAUGAUGCCAAAGAAGUCAUGAGUCACAAAUUCUUUGUUACCAUCAACUGGCAGGAUGUGGUACAGAAGAAGCUCACCCCACUCUUCAGACCGCAAGUCACAUCAGAGACUGACACCCGGUACUUUGACGAGGAGUUCACAGCACAGACCAUCACGCUCACGCCUCCAGACAAGUAUAACAGUCUGGACUUCGAGGACACCAGCCAGCCAGCACAUUUCCCCCAAUUCUCCUAUUCUGCUAGCAUAAGAGACUAACAGCCUCUCUGGCCCACGCACACACACAUAAAUCACAUGAGGCAUGAACAGACGGCUCACUUGGCCACAUCCUUUGCAGCUAUUAAAUAACCAGAAUCCCAUCUUUACUGGAGUUUUGGUAUCAGCAGGAUAUAAGUGCCUAGGUCGACGGCCAUAUUGUUCAUUAUACAUCCUUUUCGUCCACACUACGGACAAAGUCUGGCCACAUUGGCUGUACUGUAUCAAACUGGUCUUCAGUACCUCACAGUCAUCAACAUAAUCAGGACUUUAGCACCUUCGGAUGGCCUAUACACAACUGCUGCUGCUUUUUCUGACCGUGAAACUAACCAUCAGCAGCUUCUGCCACUCUUUUCUCUGGCCUUUUUGAGAAGCCAUACAGUUUGCUUGUGGCAUUUCCAAGUGCUCUUCUUCACAAUCUGUUCAACAUCACCACUGGUGAUGAAGUGGCUCUUUGGGGAUGCACCGAUCAGAAACACUGAUGGUAUCUGUGUGUACACUGUCAACCAGUGUGACUGAUCUGCUUUAAAUACUGUUUCCGCUUUUCUCUUUAUAUUGCCAAGACGUAAUUAAGCCCAUGUGUUUGGAUAGAGACCGUUUUUAUAAUUUUUUUUCUAUGCUGCCAUGGUGGAGUUGAAAUGAAACAAUAGCUGCUUGUAAUGUAGCCUUUCAGCUUUAAUUCAAAGAGUUCAACAAAAAUACCGCAUUAACCCUUUAGGAAUUACUGCUAUUUUAUCCGCAGUCCCUCCGUUUUCAGAGGCCAUAAGUAAUUGGUUGAACUAAGAAUUAUUGUAGAUACACAUUGGCACAUUUGCCUGUGUUGGCCUUCUGAUAGACUGGUGGCCUGUUCCAGAGGUAUCCUCCCUCUUGUCCAGUGAUUGCUAGUAUAGACUCCAGCCUCCUGCCCCCUUUCCUGGAAUGAGUGGGUUUAGAAAACAGAUGGAUGGAAAACAUCACUUUCACAGCCAGUUUCCUUUAGACACGUCAGUAGAUGGAUGCAUGAACUUUUCCAAGUCAGUGCAUAUAUCUUCUACUACAUUUACUUUACUCAUUAAGAAAUAGAAAUAGUAUGUGGGGUAAGUCUGUCUGGAAAAGGCGGUUCUCAAACAGUGAGUGACCAUGCAAGUAGGAGACUAAAGAGGGAAGCCACCAACACCUCCAUGACAACGCUGAAGGAGUUCCAUUCUGCUGUAAUUGGAGGAACUUGGGUUUGUGUAGCCUUUGUAUGUUUCACAACCAGUUAUGCAGCUUCAUGGGAGAGUGGAACAGAGAAGGAUUUUCAUAGAUGAAAACAGUUAUUGAGUCUCCUACAUGUGCAUUCUGGCAAACUGUUGUUGAAAGUUCUCAUUUUAAGAAAAACAUAACUUACGAUUUUGAUUAACAAAGUUCCUUGUGUUUUAGUUCCUCCAGUUUCUCAUGGCAAUGAAAAUGGAGGGACUAUGUAUUUAAAAUGUUCGUAAUUCAUAAAUGGUCAAUAGAGUAGUUUCGUUAAACUCCUUAAAUUGAAGUUGAAAGUUGAUGCAAGCACAUCUUGAUUGUUUAAUUUUAGCUCUGUUGUGGUUUUAUAGGCAAGAUUUCAAAAUUGUCACUGUCCAAAUACUCAUGGACCUGACUGUGGAAGCAUGAUCGCAUCACUUAAAAAAAAAAUAAUAAUAAUAAUUUUCCGCCAAAAUAGUUCUCUCUCUUCAUGUCCAUUCUGUAUCCAUAGAGCAAGUCGCCACCUGGUGGAGCAUCUCUUUUUUACUUUUGGUCAUAAAAUUCUAAAUUAGUUUUGCAAGCCAGACCAGAUCAUUUGUUAAUUGUGUAGCAAGUUGUCCAUUUAAAAGAAAAACUGACAUGAAACUUGUGUUCAGUACUGGUUAGUGCCUUCAGUUUCAAGAAAGUGCGGAUCGGUGCAUCCCUAAUUAUUCUUGUAUGAGGGACAAAAACUUGUGGCAAUUUGUUGGCCGUUUUUUCUGCUAGCUGUGUGUAUGUGUGUUUUGAGAAAACGGGGGCAUCAAAUUCAAAUGGAAUGUCAUCACUAUCAGAAUGCGUGUGUGAGAGCUUGAGAUUUCGUGUGUGUGUGUGCACAUCUUUAUACAACACUUGCGCAAUAUGCAUCAGGAACAAUGGAUGAAUUGGUAAUGCUGAAAAAUAGAAGUGUGUCCAUCGCAGAAGCAUUUUUUUUUUUUCUUUUAGUACUCAACGAAAGUGAGGUGUUGGAGAGAGAUGGUUUCAUUUUCCUCAAGCUGUAUGCAAAGAGUCAAUUGUAUAUUAGUUUGCUCUCAUCUCAAAAUGUGAUCUUUGUUAGUAGAUCUGUUGAGUGCGACAACGGGAAUUGGGAAAGCUAAAUGCACAAGGUGUAUAUGUUGUAUUUUAAAACAAGUUGAUUUUUUAAUUCUAACACUUUUUUUUUUACUUUGAUCAUUAAAAUAUACACCAGCCAUGUUAUUUAAGAGGGUCGACAAGCACUUAGUGAUUUAAAACAGACCUCAUUUUCAUCAAAUGGACCAUGUGCAUGCUGCCACUUACAGCUUCCCAAAA
This is a messenger RNA of Thalassophryne amazonica, 4223 nucleotides long. RefSeq names its product RAC-beta serine/threonine-protein kinase-like. Lineage: Eukaryota; Metazoa; Chordata; Actinopteri; Batrachoidiformes; Batrachoididae. The record is from RefSeq and is a predicted model, not a curated record. Gene Ontology annotation, molecular function: protein serine/threonine kinase activity; ATP binding. The transcript has 14 exons. Bases 261 to 1703 code for a protein of 480 amino acids. Gene Ontology annotation, biological process: protein phosphorylation.